AUGUCUACUCAAAGGCAAAAACCUGCUGAAGCAUCAUUUUCACAAAGUACUGGUAUGAUCUAUGUUUUUAAUAUUAUUGUUGGCACGGGUGCAUUAACUCUUCCAAACGCUUUUCAUGAAGGCGGUUACGUGCUGAGCACUUUGAUAUUACUAAUUCUGGGCUUCUUCAGUUAUGUCACAGCCACCUACAUGGUUGAAGCGAUGGCCAUUGCAAAUUUUAUACGAAGAAAAACAUUCAAUCGGCGUCUUGGUACGAUAAUUCCACCGACUAGUGAUGAAGAAGAAAAUGUUGAUCAAUCAGAUCGUGCUGCAUUAUUACCACCCGCUAUUAAUAGUGAAGAUGUGUACAUGUCAAGGGGAGCUGAUGAGCGACAUAGCUUUGAUAUUGUUGAAAAAGUUGAAAUGGGUGAAAUGGCCAGCAUGUUUUUGAACAAAUUGGGUUUGAUUAUCUUCUACGUGUGUAUAUCAUUAUAUCUCUUCGGAGAUUUGACCAUCUACGGAUCAGCUGUUCCCAAAUCGAUUCGUGAUGCUAUCUGUACAUACGAACCAAUGAAUUGUACGAAGUUGGAAAUGUAUGAUUUGUGUUGGGAGAGUUCAAGGCUAACGCGUCACCAUGUUUAUCAAAUCUUUGUGGCUGUUUUUUUCUGUACAUUGGGUUUAUUUGUAUUUGGUAAUGCACAGAAAACCAAAUUACUUCAAUUAUUUACAACUCUAUGUCGCUGGACCGCUUUUCUGUCCAUGAUCAUUCUUUGUGUCAUCCACCUUGCCAAAAGGCCAAGCAGCGAAAAACCCAUCCGUCCAGCUAUAUUCAACUUCCGUGGUCUUCCAUCACUCUUUGGUACCUGCGUGUAUAGUUUCAUGUGCCAUCACUCCAUUCCUAGUAUAGUAGCACCAAUUCGUUCGAAAAACAAACUUAAAAAACUUUUCGCCUAUGAUUAUAUAUGCAUCGCUCUGUUCUAUUUAUUGUUGGCAUUAACCGCUGUCUUCACCUUCGAAACAUUCAAAGAUCUUUACACAUUGAAUUUUUCUCCCAAAACGAGCUGUUCUGAAUCAAAAGUGAAUGUACCUACAGUGUUAGCAUAUUUCAUCAUGUUAUUUCCUGUGUUUACACUGAGCUCAAGUUUUCCGAUUAUCGGCAUCACAUUACGAAACAAUUUAGAAACAAUCUUAAAGUCCUGUGUGAAAGUCGGACGUCGACAACGAAUUUUACUCGUUAUUUUUGUUCUGCUCCUGCCUUGUGCCGUUAGCAUAGUCACAGAAGAUAUUGGCUUUCUUGUAGGUUUUACCGGUUCAUAUGCAGGUGUUGCUGUUCAGUAUGUCAUACCAGCAUUAUUAGUUUACAAUGCUCGACGACAAGCUCAGUUGAAACUUCGCCGACCGAUAUUCUUUGCUAAUCAAUCGGUUUUUCAAAGUAAAUAUUGGGUAUUUGCUGUUCUUCUAUGGGCAUGGCUAGCAGUUAUUGUGAAUACAAUUUAUAACAUUCUUAAAGCGAGAGGGUCAGUCUAA
Messenger RNA from Adineta ricciae, 1506 nucleotides. Lineage: Eukaryota; Metazoa; Rotifera; Eurotatoria; Adinetida; Adinetidae. The record is from the annotation of a GenBank genome assembly.